Penaeus monodon (black tiger shrimp) is the source of this 453-nucleotide messenger RNA. RefSeq names its product probable endochitinase. The record is from RefSeq and is a predicted model, not a curated record. Gene Ontology annotation, molecular function: chitin binding. Lineage: Eukaryota; Metazoa; Arthropoda; Malacostraca; Decapoda; Penaeidae. Gene Ontology annotation, cellular component: extracellular region.
AUAACUGGUGUGUGAGCUUCAGCUACGGAGGCGGGGUGUGUAACCUGCACCAAGAGCUGACCAGCCCUGACGGUUCUCCGGGCAUGGCCUGUUACGUUCCUGCCGAUCCGACAACGGGUAAUCCUCUCCAGACUGUAUCUGAGACGACAACUGUAGCAUCCAGUGGAGGAGGAACAUGCUACACAGUGGACACAGCGCCUUGUGCGGCUGAGAAUGAAGGCGCGUUCUAUCUCCACCCAACAGACUGCAGCAUGUAUCUCCGCUGUACUGGAGGAAGAAUUUACGAAAUGCCUUGUCCUGGAGGCUUGGUGUUCGACAUAACGAAGAGCGUGUGUGAUUAUCCUGCAAGUGUACUGACGGGGUGCACAUGCUAAGUCUAUGGUGCCUUCCCUCUACUACGGCACUCAAGGGACCCAACAAUUGCCUUAAAUAAAGCUCGUUACAUCCUGUGAG